AUGUUAAAGGAAACUAAAAAGUUUAUUGGUAAAUCCCUUCAGCCAGCACGACCUGUGCAUCAUCUGUCUUCUAAACAAGCCACUGUGGUACCCUUUCAGACUGAAUUACCUAGGAGUACUGAAGUAUGUUUGGAGAGUAAGGUUGACUGGUUAUCUGAAAAGACUGAAGCAAAGAUUUUAACUCAAACUAUGAUGCCCUGUCAACCAAACCAGCAUGAAUCGAAAGCAAAAAAAGAAAGGAUCAAAUACAGCAGAGAUUUCCUUCUGAAACUUUCAAGUGUUUCUCUCUCUCAGAAGAAGCCAGAAUCUCUUCCUGAUCAUCCAGUUGUCCUUGAAAAGCCAGAAAAGAGCAACCCUUUUAUUGACAUAUGCAAGAAGUGA
Molecule: messenger RNA, 381 nt
Organism: Apus apus (common swift)
Lineage: Eukaryota; Metazoa; Chordata; Aves; Apodiformes; Apodidae
Gene: C2H8orf88
Product: chromosome 2 C8orf88 homolog
Exons: 5
Coding region: 1-381 (126 amino acids)
Biological process (GO): negative regulation of translational initiation
Cellular component (GO): cytoplasm
Molecular function (GO): eukaryotic initiation factor 4E binding
Source: RefSeq, a predicted model, not a curated record